AUGUUGAAGUACAUUCUGAUUCUUUCAAUUUUCAGUGCCGUUCAAUUGGUGGUCGCAAGCGAAAAGCUGAGCUAUGUCGCAGAACCAUCGCAAGUCUACGUCGUACCAAAACCUGCGAACGUCACGACCUUGCUAGACUUCAUUGAUUCUCGAGACGACCUUUCGAAUUUAUCACAAAUUUUGCGAGAGCCAGCAGGGUUUGCCAGAGCAUUUGACACAGCCCCGACUUGGUCUUUUACCUUCUUUGCCCCAAGCAACGACGCCUUCGAACAUACCGGCGCUUACUAUAGCUCGUUUGCCACAACGCCAAAGGGGAAAUGGUGGAUCGGUAACUUGAUCAACCACCAUUAUGUGCCCAAUUCGAAGUUGACAACCAGCAACUUCAACACAUCUCUAUCUCGUUUGCAGACCGCAAGUUAUCUUUACAUCAAUACUUUUGUGCAUGGGAGCGGAGAAAUAAAGAUCAAUAAUGUCGCAACUGUCACUGGGCCGGAUAAUCCAGUAACAAGCGGAGUUAUUCAUAUCAUCGACCGUAUCCUCGAUCCCUCGGCUCAGAUUUUCGAGUCAGAUUUACCCAAAGUUUCGCAGACAUUCAUUGCAGGGAGCUGCUCCAACCCAAAUAUUGCAUACUGUUAA
Molecule: messenger RNA, 636 nt
Organism: Penicillium waksmanii
Lineage: Eukaryota; Fungi; Ascomycota; Eurotiomycetes; Eurotiales; Aspergillaceae
Exons: 4
Coding region: 1-636 (211 amino acids)
Source: RefSeq, a predicted model, not a curated record